AAACAAAUCAUUGUAAAAAAAAAACAAAAGAAAAGAAUUUUGAUUAAAAAAAUUCAGAUUUAACGAAAAUCGCGCUGCGAUGGCAUCUUUCGCAGCAAACAACAUCAUCAAUUUGAAUGUUGGAGGUCAACGAUUUUCCACAUCCACAUCUACGUUAACAUGGUGUCCCGAUUCCUUCUUUUCCGCCCUCCUCAGUGGUCGUAUUCCGAGUUUACGCGACGAAAAUAACGCAAUUUUCAUCGAUCGCGAUCCCAAAUUGUUCUCGAUAAUCUUGAAUUAUCUCCGUACGAAGGAAAUUGACUUGAAAGACACGGAUUUGACAAUUUUGCGACACGAAGCGGAAUUUUACAACAUUUCGCCGCUCGUGAAGCGUCUCAUGUUGUGCGAGGAAAUGGAUGAGUCGUCGUGCGGUGAUGUGCUGUUCUACGGAUAUUUGCAGGCAGUGCAACCGCCAGCAUCGGAAAAGGGCAUGGAGAAGAGAAAAGAGACUGCAGCAGCGAAAUCCGAGACAAAUGUCAAGGAAACGACGUCGAAGGAGACAUCGACGGUGACUGCGAGUGUGAGUACGUCAGUAUUGAAUACAGUGGCAGGCAGUUUGAGUACGAGUCGAAUGGGUCCCGGUCAAAUGGUUCGCAUCGAUGGAACCCGCCAUUCGGGUCAUUCGCGAAACUCUUCGUGGGAUCUGCGAGUCUCUUACAACGGAAAUUCCCGCAAAUGCAGUGACAUUGUGCGUCACAGUCGCAAUUCCUCCGCCGAUUUCAACAAAUAUCGCGCAGAUUUGACGGGAUUUCUCGCGGGAAGUUCUCAAGAAACUCCCGAAACGCUUUCCGAUCCCGACCCGAUUCAAAAUCAAAUCAAAGUUCAAAUCAUCAAAGGACAUCACAACUGUGUGGCAAUCGCGUAUGCGCAUCACGUCGCCUGUUACUGCAUCAAAGACAACUUUGGAUGGCAACUCAUUUUCACAUCGCCCUACAUCGAGGCUCCCAUAGACCGUAUCACGAUAAAUGCCAAAGUGAACCUGGGCAAUUCGGAUCAGCAACCCAACAAAAUGAUCGCCAUUUCGUGCGACAAUCAGAUCCGACUAUGGGGCAUCGCAGAAAAUGGCGCCAAAAUGGACAUUGGCACGUUUGAUCUCUUUGUGCGCGUCGAAUAUCUCUUUUUUAUCAACACGCAGCUCGUGGCGUUGUCAAGUACGGGAAAAAUUGGCGUGUGGCACGCAUUAACGCAACAUUUCCAGAUUCAGGAUUUGGGUUCGAGCAUCUUGUCUUUCGAUUUUGCCGGUUCCUUUUUGCUUCUGGGCUCGAAUAACGGCAAAAUUUACUACAUCGACAUGCAAAAGUUCCCGUUGCGCAUGAAAGACAACGAUUUGCUUGUGACAGAGUUGUACAAGGAUCCCUCCAACGACGAAAUUACCGCAAUUUCCGUCUAUCUCACGCCCAAAACGAACAGUUUGCAAGGCAACUGGAUCGAAAUCGCGUACGGCACAAAAUCCGGAUCGGUUCGAGUCAUUGUGCAACAUCCCGAGACCGUGGGACACGGACCGCAACUCUUCCAAACGUUCACCGUACACACGAAUGCCGUCACAAAAGUGACUCUUUCGGAAAAAUUUCUCAUUUCCGUUUGCAGCGAGUUGCAUGUUCGCACGUGGCGUGUCACCCGCUUCCGUGGUAUGAUCAGUACACAACCCGGAAGCACGCCCGAAGCUUCUUUCAAAGUUGUGAGUCUCGAAGCGACAGAAACUUGCUACAGUUACAUGGCGGGAAAUGAUUUCGGGCCGUUUGGCGAUCAGGAUGACGAACACAUUUUUUUGCACAAAAUUAUUCCGGAUACCGAACAGAUGUACAUCCGUUUGGCAUCGAAUGGCAAUCGCAUUUGCGUCAUCAAGUCGGUCGAUGGCACCUCAAUUACGUGUUUUUGUGUGCACGAGUGCGAAGGUAGCUCGAGAUUGGGAUCGAGACCGCGCAGAUUUGUGCUUACGGGACACAGCAACGGAAAUAUUCAGAUUUGGGAUCUCACGUCGGCUCUUGAAUUGGCGGCAAAGGGAGAAUUAGUGCAACAAAAUACCGGAGGACCGACGAAACACGAGUUGAUCCGAUUACUCGACCAAUGUGAUUUGGUCUUUUUGAAUUAAUUGUUUGAUGAUAUCGAA
Culicoides brevitarsis is the source of this 2149-nucleotide messenger RNA. RefSeq names its product BTB/POZ domain-containing protein KCTD3. Gene Ontology annotation, molecular function: protein binding. The record is from RefSeq and is a predicted model, not a curated record. Lineage: Eukaryota; Metazoa; Arthropoda; Insecta; Diptera; Ceratopogonidae. The transcript has 3 exons. The coding region runs from base 80 to 2131 and encodes 683 amino acids. Gene Ontology annotation, biological process: protein homooligomerization.